UGUCAAACCUACUCCUUUUGACUUUGAUGUCUUGAAAUUUCAGUGUUUUCUUGAUCUUCAAGCUCUCACACCUUAAAAUAUAAUAAGGGCUUCUUUUAAAACAAGUUUUUCCAUAGAGAGCAGCUUAAAAAAUCACUUCCAUUUUUGCUCUUACAAGAUUGUGUUGUGUCUUAGAGGAUUAUUUCUUAAGGAAUUAUACAGGAAAGAUGCGUACCCCAUCUUUGCUUGCACAGUGUUUACCUGGUUUGGUACCUCAAGAUAGAGGAAGCAAUAGUGUGUCAACUGUUUUAGAUGUGGUUCUUCCUACACCAGCUGUGGAAGUUCUCCCUUCAAAGAUGUUUCAUCCUUCCAAGUAUGCUGGAGAGAAUGUAGAAUUCCAAGGCCUUAAUGUGUUUAAGGGUAGAGUUAGUGUUGCUGAUAUUAUUGGGUUUGUUGGUUCUGAGACGAUAUCCUCAAAAACUGAUGGGUAUCUGAAAUCUUGGGACAACUCUAUUGAUCUUGUUAAUGUUCUCAAGCAUGAAAUUCGAGAUGGACAACUGAGCUUUAGAGGCAAGAGGGUACUUGAGCUUGGUUGUAGCUAUGGUAUUCCAGGGAUUUUUUCUUGCCUGAAGGGUGCUUCUACAGUGCACUUCCAAGAUCUGAAUGCAGAAACUAUAAGGUGCACAACCAUACCAAAUGUUCUUGCUAACCUUGAGCAAGCUCGGGACUGGCAGAGCCGACAGCUGGAGAGUCCCCUGACUCCAUCAAGACAAAUAUUGGCACCGUCAGUGCACUUCUAUGCUGGGGAAUGGGAGGAACUCCCCACAGUCUUAUCUGUUGUGAGGAAUGAUACAUUUGAAGUGACCACAGGGAUGAGCCUAAGCUUUUCCGAGGAGGAUUUCUUGGAUGGAUGUAGUAGCCUAGAUGGUAGCAUCAUUGGUCAGGAAACUUCCUCAAGACGACGAUCAAGGAAGCUUUCAGGAAGCCAAGCAUGGGAGAGGGCUAGUGAGACAGAUCAUGGAGAAGGGGGAUAUGAUGUUAUUCUGAUGACAGAUAUCCCAUACUCCUUAUCUUCUUUGAAGAAGCUGUAUGCUCUCAUUAAAAAGUGUUUGAGGCCUCCAUAUGGAGUCUUAUACUUGGCAACAAAGAGAAACUAUGUUGGUUUCAAUAAUGGAGCACGGCAGCUAAGAAGUCUGGUAGACGAGGAAGGCAUAUUUGGAGCCCAUUUAGUUAAGGAGAUGACUGACAGAGAUGUUUGGAAGUUCUUUUUCAAGUGAACAAAAGCUCAAAACUCAACAAAAAGUACCCGCUAACUCAUCACAAAUUAAGAUUUUAUUUGUUUUGAUAUUGAAUUUGUAUAUCACAGAUCACAGAUAUCAUCAUUUUUUUCUUUUUUUGAUUCAUAAUAAUGGAAUCAGUAUUUUAAAUUUUUGCAAGUGUGCAGCCUCCUGCUUAUUCCUUUUGUAAUCCCCUUUCCUCUUGCUCCUUGUUUAUCCUUUUUGCUUAGAUUCUUCACGUCUAGCUUGUAUAAAAAGAAUAUUCUAAGGAUGUUAUAUAAUUCCAUUCGUUUUUGUAUAA
Populus euphratica (Euphrates poplar) is the source of this 1557-nucleotide messenger RNA. RefSeq lists its product as uncharacterized. NCBI's taxonomy places the organism in Eukaryota, Viridiplantae, Streptophyta, Magnoliopsida, Malpighiales, Salicaceae. The coding region runs from base 207 to 1256 and encodes 349 amino acids. The record is from RefSeq and is a predicted model, not a curated record. The transcript is spliced from 8 exons.